AUGGAGUCUUCCCAAUCUUCUCCAAGAUUGAUUCAGGGUCUGGUUGGUGAGAUAAAGGGUGAGAUUCUAUCAGCAUCCUCCUUUGAUAAUCUCCACUCUUCUGUUUCUCCUUCUGCUUAUGACACUGCAUGGGUUGCCAUCGUGCCCGACCCGAAACGACCGAGCUGCUCGGCCUUCGGGGACUGCUUGGACUGGGUUAUCGACAACCAGCGAGAGGAAGGGUUUUGGGGAGAGGUGGACGGCCAUGGCCAACCCACCAUUGACGCCCUCCCUUCAACCCUUGCUUGCAUGCUUGCACUCAAGACUUGGAACGUUGGAGAUGAACAAAUAGCAAAAGGAUUAGCAUUCAUCAAUGCAAGCUCCGAGAAGCUUCUCAAAGAGAAGUAUAAUAAUUUUCCUCGUUCGUUUUCAAUUGUUUUCCCUGCAAUGCUCGAGCGUGUACAAAAAAUUGGCCUAAAAAUUGUCUUCUCCGGCGAGCUAGAGGGGAUCGUGACAAAUAUUUUCUAUAGCAGACAACUAAUUUUUGACAGGGAAAAGCUUGUUGAUAAAUACCAUUAUCCACCAUUAAUAUCGUACCUUGAGGCAUUGCCCUCGACCUACAAUGCUGGUAAAGAAGAGAUACUGGACCACGUAAGUGAAGAUGGAUCAUUAUUUCAAUCACCCUCAGCCACAGCAGCUGCUUUUAUGGCUACUGGAAAUGAGACGUGCAUCAAUUAUCUACAAUCUCUUCUUCAAAGAUGUACAAAAGGAGUUCCAGCUAUGUUCCCUGUCGAUGGAGAGCUGAUAAAGCUGUGCAUGGUAAAUCAAUUGCAAAGGUUGGGGCUUGCCUGCCAUUUCGUGGAGGAGAUUGAACAAGUUCUAAAACAAGCGUACCGCAAUUAUAUGAUAGAAUCGACAGGACCCAGUUUAAAUCCAGCACAGUUGUACAAGGACUCUUUGGCAUUUCGACUUCUAAGGAUGCACGGAUACAGUGUAUCUCCUUGGAGAUUCUGUCGAUUUCUACUUGAGGAUGAUAUGAUGGCACAUAUAGAGAAGAACUCAGAGAGCUUCUCAAGUGUGAUGUUUAACGUUUAUAGAGCUACAGAUCUUAUGUUUACAGGGGAGUAUGAACUUGAGGAGGCGAGAUCAUUUUCUAUGAAGUUAUUAGAGAAAUCCUUGUCUUCUAUGAACAAUAGCCACCACGAUCUUGUCAUGCUCCCAAAUUUCAGACUGAUUGAGCAUGAUUUAAGUGUUCCAUGGAUGGCUCGACUAGAUCAUCUAGACCACAGAAUAUGGAUCGAAGAAAAUGAAGUCCACACUUUAUGGACGGGGAAGGCCUCCUUCUAUAGGUUAUUUUGCCUUCAUAAUGAGAAGCUAAUGCAACUUGCUAUAGAAAACUAUUGCUUUCGCCAGUCUAUUUAUAGGAGUGAAUUGGAAGAACUGAAAAGGUGGUCCAAAGAAUGGGGCCUGACUGAGAUGGGAUUUGGAAGAGAGAAAACUUUGUAUUGUUACUUUGCCGUUGCAGCCAGCAGUAGUUCCUUGCCUAUGAAUUAUGAUGUACGAAUGAUAGUUGCAAAGAGUGCGAUAAUCAUUACUGUUGCUGAUGAUUUUUUUGAUACCGAAGGUUCUCACAAUGAGUUGAUAGCUCUUACUAGGGCAAUCCGAAGAUGGGACGGAAAUGGCCUGAGCGGUCAUGGUAAAAUCAUCUUUGCCAUCCUUGAUCACCUUGUGAGUAAUAUUGCAGUAAGGCAUCUCACUCAACAUGGAGAUGACAUAACAAAAAAUCUUCAAGAUAUGUGGUACGAGACAUUUCAUUCAUGGCUUAUCGAAACAACACGGAGUUGCUGCGGGCACAUUCCCACCAUUGAUGAAUACCUAGAAACUGGCAUGACAUCCAUCGCUGUCCACACUAUGGUUCUUCCAGCUUCAUGCUUUUUGAGACCAAGAUUGCCAAAUGACAAACUCAAGCCUGCCCAAUACGAAAGUAUCACAAGAUUUCUCAUGGUGAUCACCCGUUUACUGAAUGAUAUGCAGAGUUAUCAGAAGGAAGAAGAGGAUGGCAAAAUAAACCCAGUUUUGAUCUACUUGAAAGAAAAUCCGGAAGCAGACAUUGAAGAUUCAAUUGGGUACAUCAAAGAGAUAGUGGAUGAAAAGAAGAAAGAGUUUCUUGAACAUGUUUUAAUGGAUGGAUUGAGCGAUUUGCCAAAGCCAUGCAAGCAUUUCCACCUCUCAUGUUUGAAAGUGUUUCAGAUGUUCUUCAACUCUUCCAAUAAAUAUGAUUCCAAAACACAAAUGAUUCCAGACAUUCAAAAAGCAAUUUAUCUUCCUUUGGGGGUUCAAACAUCGCAGUUGCCACUACACAAAACAUCAUCACUUCGGAAGAUAGUGGUUACUUCUGCUGCAUGUGGAGCCAUCAAACGAUACCGCAAUGGAAGAGGCUUUGCCAUUCAUACUGCUCCUUGGGUUGCCCCCAGGCAUGUCUCCCGGAAAAUGUUUUUUCCAUCAGGAAUUAGAUUACGUCCGGCUUGA
Messenger RNA from Malania oleifera, 2508 nucleotides. Its product is annotated as (E,E)-geranyllinalool synthase-like. The record is from RefSeq and is a predicted model, not a curated record. Gene Ontology annotation, biological process: diterpenoid biosynthetic process. The transcript is spliced from 12 exons. Lineage: Eukaryota; Viridiplantae; Streptophyta; Magnoliopsida; Santalales; Ximeniaceae. Gene Ontology annotation, molecular function: terpene synthase activity; magnesium ion binding. The coding region runs from base 1 to 2508 and encodes 835 amino acids.